Molecule: messenger RNA, 1095 nt
Organism: Symbiodinium necroappetens
Lineage: Eukaryota; Dinophyceae; Suessiales; Symbiodiniaceae
Source: the annotation of a GenBank genome assembly
AUGCCGCGAGCUCCCGACUACUAUGCUUUGCUUGGGGUUGCCAAAACCGCUACAAGCGAUGAGAUCCGGCGAGCCUACAAACAGCAAGCGCUUCGGCACCACCCGGACAAGAACCCGGACAACGUGGCCGAAGCUACUGCCAAGUUCAAGCUCGUUUCGGAAGCCUACUCCGUGCUGAACGACCCCGCAAAGCGGGCGGCGUAUGAUGGAGGCAGCCUCUCAGGCGAUAGUGGAGCUGAGCCGGCCUUUACAAUGUCCAUGGCCCAGAACCUCUUCAAAGAUGUCUUCGGUGAGGACUUCGCAAACCGGCUUGCCGCUGCUGCCGGCGAUGCGAGUUCCGCUGUCGCCGACACUAUAGACCGCGUCGCCGAAAGCGAGACCUUCAGAAAGGCCAAAAGCGCCACCGUCCUUGGCCUCCACAAGGUCGGGGAGACGGUCGGUUCCGCGCCGGUGGUCCGCAACGCCGUAGCAGCGCACCUGGGUUCGGUCACCGAUCACGCGAACUCCCAGGUUGCGGACAAGGUUCCAGUUGUUCUCUUGCUUCGGGCAACUUUGGCGCUCGCAGACAGACUAUAUGGCCGGGCAGAUAUGCCUGAAACGGACAGGCGAGUCCUGAACGCAUGGAGAGGCGUGGGUUGGUUGGUUGCACUUCCGGUUGGCUGGGUUAGAAAGACAGGCCACGCUGUUGGAUUCAUCUUGUGGGGAGAUGCUACAAUCUCAGGUGCACUUGGCCAAGCUUGCGGGGAUGAGGUUUCUACUGAGUUUCUGGCCGGGAGUUUGUGGGUUCACGGGGAGCAGGCGGCAGCAGAUCGCCGAUACGACAGGGAGGCGGCCAACGAGCUGCUCGGACUGGUCACCUGCUCUCCGACACAGCUUCUUUGGGCCAAGACGGAAUGGCACCGUGCAGUCAGCGAUCUCGCACAGGCGCGGCGGAAGGCAAUGGAGGCAGAGGAGAAAGAGCUGAAUACAAUGAAGGAUGGCGUGUCGUGGCAGGAUGCCGCAGAUGCUGGCGCUUUUUUCGUCAACAGCUUCUUUAGCCGUUCGAGUGCUCCCUCCGGCCAUGUUGUGAAAGCGCAGCGGCGGACCUGCAGGUGA